ACAUCAUCCAGGUGGACGGGAUCGAUUGGUCGAGUCUGCGCAGGUAGUUCAGGCACGAAGUUGAGGCCACAUCUGUUUGGGAGUAAACAAGACCUUUUCUUCAACCCGCCCGGGGACUUCUGUUUGGUUUCCUCUGGGAAUACCACACCUGUGGAUGACUGUGUUUGUUUACUUUAUUCAACUUUAAACGAUGAGUUAAAGCCGUUAAUAGGAAGUUGGUCAACACUGUUUGAACGUUUCCUGACUCAUCUUAUCGGCGUCGAGGCUCACUUGGACACGUACCGACCGCUCCUCUCGGAUAGGUUUCAUUUUUGACGGCGUUGGGCUCCCAACAUCAUUAUGUGCCGCUUUUCGUCAUAGGUGCACCAUGUUGUUCCACCUGUUCAUACUCCUUCAGCUCCUGUCGCCUGGAGAUCUGGUCUGUGUGAGGAGGCUACUGUCCACAGACGAGGAGGGGUCGCAAGACCAGGAAGUGUUUGUAGACGAGGGGGACGCACAUUCGUUCCUGGGUCGCCAUCUGCUGUUCAACCGGUUCGACUUUGAGAUCUUCGUCCCCGGGAAUCUCGAGAGGGAGUGUUAUGAAGAAGUGUGCAACUAUGAGGAGGCGAGGGAGGUUUUUGAGAACAUCCCGGCCACAGACGACUUUUGGAAGAAAUACACUGAGGAUAAUGACAAGCGCGGCCGGGUUGAUGUGACUUCUCUUUUGGUGGGACUGAUCGCUGCUGGAGUGUCCAUCGUCAUUGUCGGACUCCUGGUCUGGUACUUCUGCCAAGGCAAAUGCAAGAACAACCUCAGCCGUCCAAACUCCAUGCGGGCGCGACCAAGGAGGAGUAAUGCUACAUUAAUAAUGCGACGGCUCGAGGAGGUGGCCUUACAUCCCAUGCCCAUUCCCCCUAUGGAGGAAGUUGACCCCCCAGGCCUGCCGUCCUACGAGCAGGCAAUCGCUAGAAGCGGACAGCACGACCUCCCACCUCCUCCCUAUCCAGGCUCACAACAUGGAAGUAAUCGGCGGUAGUAUCGUCAGGAAGACGUACCAGCAUGUCUGCGACACUCGGCAGAUAGUCGACAGCUAACAUUUACUCUGUGCUGCUCUGAUUUAUAUUGUGUACCAAUUUCUCAAUUAUCACAAGAUUUAAAGCGGUGCGCUGUGCUUAUUACUCUGAUUAAGCUACCUCUUUGCCAUUUCUAAUCUUUCUUGUCCCUCUGUGUACCAUAUCCUCAGAUGUAAAGUUGUGUCAGUUUUCAUCUCCCUUUUCUAAAAGGAGCAAUUUGUAAAAUAUGGCCAGAUUUAAAAAAGAAAUGAACAAACAUUCUUGGAAUGUGAAGAAACAACAGUGUUGACGUUAUGUCACAGAAGUCCAUGUACUAUUUUGUUGAGAUGUCUGCCGAAACUAUCAUGCUAACCAGUUAGCCACGGCCCGUCCUGUCUCCUGUCUUUAGCUGGGAGAUGCAAGAGCAGUGGGUUUUGCUACUUUGUGUAUACAAACUCACAAAAUGUCAAGAGAGGAGAUAUAUUUUUACACCCAUUUUUCUUACUAAGCAGAAAAUUGCAACCACACACUGUUUGAAAUCAAGGUUUGCUCUUCUCUUUUAAGACGAGCUUAAUGGCAUCGUAACAACAAACUCGACAAAUUGAAUAAAUCUCAUCAACAGUCUUGGUUUGUCUUUCCACAGUCACCUCUGAUUAGGCCAGAAUAAACCCUCAAUUCGCUGAGUAGGAAUGGGAAAAUAUUCCAGCUCUGACAGCAGCUAAUCGAAAGUACAGCAAAAAGUAUACCUAGCAGUAGUUAUGCUGCCCCCCUAGAGUGUUGGAGCUGCGUUUCUAAUUUCGGCCAUUUCUUACAAAUUACACCUUUUCACCUGCACUUUCCCAAAAUGUCUUGCAUUUGCCACUGUUCACUAUUUUCAGUGAUUAUGCUAAGUUAACCCCAACCUUAUACAGAAUAAGCUUUUUAAUACACUGUCCCCAGUUUGCUGCUUUUUGUCUAAAUGAAAAUGAAGAAUACAUAAUUUGUUGGACACGAGAGCUUUAAGCUACUGGAAUGUGUGAGCCCGUGAGGAACAGCUGAAUAGGACGGCUGAGAGCAGGUUUGGGAUUAUGUGUCAUUACACAUGAAGUAUUAAUCACAACUGAAGAGAGACAGCAGCUUCCUGUCUCUUACAGAAGGAAAAAUAGUAACAGCAAAAAUGAUUUUAUUGGUAUGAUGGUUGAUGAUAUUAAUAUACUGUAUUAAAGAAAAUGCUUUUAAGGAUAAGUAUUUUUAAUGCUCAGGUUGACCGGCUUGGUUUGAUAAGAAUCACUUUGUAGUUACAGCUGUCUAUCUUCAUCUUUCAUCUUUUUAUUUUUUAUGUGCAUUUUCUUGCUUCAUAAAGUUCGAGUGUGUGAGGAAAUUGUAUAGUUGACACACCAACAAAUCAAAAUUCUUUUAAUAUGAAGUAAUGUGAAGUCAUUUUUUACUUUCAGUAUCUAGAUUGUAUUUAAUUGUUAAUUGCAGGCAGACGCUCCUCAAAGGAUUGUUUAUAUAUAACGUGCACAGGACAUUUUCGCAUUUUUGCAAGAAAACUACAGCUGUGAAUAGCUAUUAAUAUGAAAGCUUAACAAAUGUCAACAUUUAUCAUUUGUAAAGGACGCAGCACAACAGUUUGUCCAUAUGCAGACUGUUGUCCCAAACACAGUCACUCCCUUAACUGAGCAUUAUACAUGGCUUAGGAUGCUGGUGACUCAUUCUCGAUAGGUGAUGCAGAAACACAAGAGUUAAAAAGUUAUUAUGUUUAAUAAUGACACCGGACAGGUCUUAUUCCGGCUGAUCUGAAGCAUAACUACUUGAAAUGAAAAUCUUUUAUAGAUGUUUUAAAUAAAGUGGAUAUUUUAAUUA
Messenger RNA from Acanthopagrus latus (yellowfin seabream), 2876 nucleotides. RefSeq names its product proline rich Gla (G-carboxyglutamic acid) 4 (transmembrane) (gene prrg4). NCBI's taxonomy places the organism in Eukaryota, Metazoa, Chordata, Actinopteri, Spariformes, Sparidae. Gene Ontology annotation, cellular component: extracellular region. The coding region runs from base 368 to 1015 and encodes 215 amino acids. Gene Ontology annotation, molecular function: calcium ion binding. The record is from RefSeq and is a predicted model, not a curated record. The transcript is spliced from 7 exons.